GGCGCGAUGAGAGGGGGAGAUGGACCCGAGCCGGCGGGACUGGCACCAUGACAUUGGCCGGCUUCGUGGUGGCGCUGGUGAUAGGGACGCUGCCCGGAGCCCGCGGGCCGGGGCAAGUCUCCGCCGGCCUCCCGGCCGCCCCCCCCCGCAGCCCCCCGCCGGCUGCCCCGCCGGGGGCUUCCCCGCGGCCCAGCGCCCCUGGGCACCGGCGGCGGCCGCGCUGCCGCGGCGGGGGGCGGCGGGCCGGGCGCCGCGGGGACGCCGCAGCUCCUGCGCCCUGCCCGGCGCCGAGGGGCGGCCCGGCUGCGCUCCUGGGGCCGGCCGGGGUCGCGCCGGCUGCGAGCAAGGGUCAGUGAGACUCCAGGGUGGCAAGAAUGAGUAUGAAGGUACAGUGGAAGUUUAUUUGAAUGGAAUCUGGGGAACAAUCUGUGGGAGCCAUUGGGACAAUAAUGAUGCAACAAUUGUAUGUCGACAGCUUGCACUUGGUGAAAAAGGUACAGCGAAACACAUACCAUUUUCUGGACUGGGCCUUAUUCCUGUUUUCUGGAGUGAAGUGCGUUGUCGUGGUGAUGAAGAAAAUAUACUGUUAUGUGAAAAAGACACCUGGCAGGAUGGAACAUGUCCUCAAAAAAUGGCAGCUGCUGUCACAUGUAGCUCCUCCCUGGCCCCCGUCUUUACUCCGAUCCGGCUGGCUGGAGGGAACAACGCCCACGAAGGAAGAGUAGAAGUCUACCAUGGUGGCCAGUGGGGGACAGUCUGUGAUGAUCAGUGGGAUGACGCAGAUGCUGAAGUUGUCUGCCGGCAGCUUGGCCUUGGGGGUGUUGCCAAGGCGUGGGGCCAGGCUUACUUCGGAGAAGGCUCCGGCCCCGUGCUGCUGGAUGAAGUGCAGUGCACGGGAAACGAACUGUCCAUAGAACAGUGUCCAAAAAGCUCCUGGCGAGAACACAACUGUGCCCACAAAGAAGACGCUGGCGUUUCCUGCACGCCUCUCACAGAUGGUGCACUAAGACUCACAAGUGGGAAAGGCAGUCACGAGGGACGCCUGGAGGUCUAUCACAGUGGGCAGUGGGGCACCGUCUGCGACGAUGGGUGGACAGAGCUGAACACGCAGGUGGUUUGCCGGCAGCUGGGAUUUAAGUAUGGAAAAAGUGCAGGUCUGGAAAAAGAGAGCUCCUCAGAAGGGAGCUCUGGGCCCAUCUGGCUGGACGAUGUCAGCUGCGCCGGGAAGGAGACAAACCUUCUGCAGUGUUCACGGAGGGAGUGGGGAAAGCACGACUGCAACCAUCAGGAGGAUGUCAGGCUCAUCUGCCAUCCAGAUAACGACAGCCACAAGCUCUCACUCGGUCCUCCCAUAAGGCUGAUGGAUGGUGAGAAUAAGAAGGAAGGACGUGUGGAGAUUUUUAUCAAUGGCCAGUGGGGCACGAUUUGUGAUGAUGGAUGGUCUGAUAAGGAUGCAGCUGUAGUCUGCCGACAGCUUGGCUACAAAGGUCCAGCUAGAGCAAGGACAAUGGCCUAUUUUGGUGAGGGCAAAGGCCCCAUCCAUGUGGAUAACGUGAAGUGUACAGGAAGUGAGAGAUCCCUGGCAGACUGCAUCAAGCAGGACAUUGGGACGCACAACUGCCGGCACAGUGAGGACGCGGGCGUGAUCUGUGACCACCUCAGCAAGAAGGGCCCUGGCAACAGCAAUAAAGAUUCUCUUGCCUCUGUUUGUGGACUGAGGUUACUACAUCGCCGACAAAAGCGAAUAAUUGGUGGGAAAAAUUCUUUACGGGGCGGCUGGCCGUGGCAGGUGGCACUGCGACUGAAAUCCUCUCACGGUGACGGGAGACUCCUGUGUGGGGCUACUUUGAUCAGCAGCUGCUGGGUGCUCACUGCUGCACACUGCUUCAAAAGGUAUGGCAACAACACUCGGAAUUACGCUGUGCGAGUCGGAGACUAUCACACCCUGGUACCAGAGGAGUACGAGGAAGAAAUUGGAGUGCAACAGAUUGUGAUGCAUAAAGAGUACAGGCCUGACAGCAGCGACUAUGACAUUGCCUUGGUGAGGCUCCAGGGCCCAGAGGAACAGUGUGCCAGGUUCAGCACCCACGUCUUACCUGCUUGUUUGCCAUUAAGGAGAGAGAGACCACAGAAAACUGCUCCCAACUGUUAUAUCACUGGAUGGGGUGACACAGGACGGGCUUAUUCAAGAACACUACAACAGGCUGCCAUCCCCUUACUUCCCAAGAGGGUAUGUGAAGAGCGCUACAAAAGAAGAUUCACGGGAAGAAUGCUCUGUGCUGGAAACGUCCAGGAACAGAAACGUGUUGACAGCUGUCAGGGAGACAGUGGUGGACCACUGAUGUGUGAACGUCCAGGGGAAAGCUGGGUUGUGUAUGGUGUGACCUCCUGGGGCUACGGCUGUGGGGUCAAAGAUUCCCCAGGUGUCUACACAAAAGUAUCCUCUUUUGUGCCCUGGAUAAAAAGUGUGACCAAACUAUGAAUGUCUGGAAUGAAAACCAAACUUUGAAGCAGGACAAGUUGAAGGGCACAGACAGUGCACAGCUGGGGCCCACAGUGGGUGGAAACAGACACAUUUUCCUGAUACGUGUGUUUUCCUUUUUGUUAAAUCCAAGCUGUAUACACACAACCUUUCCAGUUAGGGAUUACUGUCCUCUGUGGUAAGGAAGUUUAUGUAUUGCAGGAAUGAGUUACAUGUAUCUGAGGGGAAAGUGAUAGCCAGCUGAGAGUAACACUGGAGCAGGACAGCUGGAGAGUUCACUGGGAGACUCACUGUCCACGGGAAGACUGCAGUAGCUCCAAGCUAUUUAUGCUCCAAGCUUCUCUAGAAUUAAUUACAGAUCUCAAUUAAUCUUCAGUCUAUUAGUUUAUUUAAUAAUUUCUUGACUGUCUGCCUAUUAUCCCUAUGAUCUUACACUCAGUCCUCUAAAUUUGACUCAUGUUUCAGCAGCUAAUGAGAUCAUUAGCAGACUGAUUCUUGCUAAGUAAUUCUGAGUAUGUAUUAAAUGUUAGAAGAUAAAUAAUUGCCAAUAAUCAGAUCCCCAGCUAUUCUGAUAAAUUUUCUCACAGUUUAGUGUGCAUAAAGUACAUUCCCAAGUGAAACAGGUAGUACACUUGACUGUUUCCUUACAAACAUCCUGCACAGCUGCAAGAGCUAAAUCAAAAACAAAUGAACACUUAUUUUCCUUCCCCUAGAUAAGUAACAUUUGUC
This is a messenger RNA of Lepidothrix coronata (blue-crowned manakin), 3211 nucleotides long. It is a transcript of the gene PRSS12, whose product is annotated as protease, serine 12. Gene Ontology annotation, biological process: proteolysis. The record is from RefSeq and is a predicted model, not a curated record. Gene Ontology annotation, molecular function: serine-type endopeptidase activity. NCBI's taxonomy places the organism in Eukaryota, Metazoa, Chordata, Aves, Passeriformes, Pipridae. Gene Ontology annotation, cellular component: dendrite; synaptic cleft; membrane.